Messenger RNA from Pocillopora damicornis (cauliflower coral), 1744 nucleotides. Its product is annotated as gamma-aminobutyric acid receptor-associated protein. The record is from RefSeq and is a predicted model, not a curated record. NCBI's taxonomy places the organism in Eukaryota, Metazoa, Cnidaria, Anthozoa, Scleractinia, Pocilloporidae.
GAAGGAGAGAAAAUUCGGAAGAAGUACCCGGACAGAGUUCCGGUUAUUGUUGAGAAAGCACCAAAAGCAAGGAUAGGAGACUUGGAUAAGAAGAAAUACCUGGUUCCCUCAGAUUUGACAGUUGGACAGUUUUACUUCCUUAUUCGGAAGCGAAUUCAUCUCAGACCUGAAGAUGCCUUGUUCUUUUUUGUGAACAAUGUCAUCCCCCCCACAAGUGCAACGAUGGGUCAGCUUUACCAAGAACAUCAUGAAGAAGACUUCUUCCUCUACAUAGCAUACAGUGACGAGAGUGUCUAUGGAGCUCAGUAGAAAAAAAAAGAGAUAUUUGUAUAGUUGAACUUUUAAUUUGGGUCAGUGAGGCUGUGAAUGAAUUCUUUUAGCAGCCGUAGUCAAGGUUAUAAAAUUAUUUCAAGUACAGUAAAUAGAAAAAGUGUUAUUGCUAUAUUUUGUGGUUAGUAAUUAACUUGCUUUGGUCAGCAGUCAUAAUGUUUAAAGUACAUGUAUAUUUUUGUUGCAAGCAGGCUGCUUUGCUGAAUUCAAUCAAAAGUCUCAUUAUUCCAAUGAGAGCUUAAUUGCCAUGACAGUAGCUCAGUAGACAAACUUGAAGUAAUCAAUGUUGAAAACUCGAUCAGUUAUGCUCCCUUCCAAAGGUGUUAUACCAUCCUUUCAUCCAUUUACUUCCCUCUAGCUGAUAUAAAAAGUACUCAGAUACUGAUUAAUUCUGGUUCUCAAAGGGUUUAAGCCAUACUUCACUUAGGGGUCACUCAUUUGGGGGAACUUUUUCUCUGUCCAACCAUUUUCUUGCUUUAGUAUGAGUUAUCAGGGUCAACAUGGCUGUUGUUACUACUGAUAAUAUCUUGCAUUAUCUUCAUGUAGGUUAACAUUUUGAUUCUAUAGAGUGAACAGUAUUUAAUUAUCUUCAAUUUGUAAUACAUUGUUAAAGUUCAGAUGAUGAGAAUGAGGAAAAUUAUAAAAUAUACACAGAAGUUAUUGUGUUCAUGUAAUAACACAUAGCCAGUGAAGAAUUUUCUGCUUGUUAACCAAGGGAAUUACUGUCCUCUCAGCUCCCAGAGGUAGUUCUGAAAUGUACCAUGACAGCUGAAACAGAGCACAUUUUCAAUUUACACCGUGAAACCACCACCUGGAUCUUCCCUUCAGUGGAAUAACCAGGUGCCCCCUUAGAAAUAUGGGGUUUCCAAAACAGUAGUUAGUUGCCUGUGACACCCUAGUGCUGGUGAAGCACAGCCCAAGAAUAGGUUCAACAAUCACUGUUUAAUCCCUUGCACAUAUAUGACCUUGAAAAGUUUGCAGCAUUUCUGAUGAAUGAUCUUUAGUUUUUUGUUGGUUACCGUGUCCUACAUAUCUUUCUCAUCUGCUGCCACUUUAAGAAGUUACAUGUAUUUAGAGAUAAAAAUCUGUUAUGGUGUAGAUUAUCUGCAAUAGAUCUCUUUACAACUAUGGUGGUGUGAAAGUUGUCCCUUCCCCUCUGUCCAUUUUAUUUUAAUGAUUAUCAAUAAAUCAAUUUGUUGACCAAUAUAAUUUUUGGUAAAUGGGUUUUAUCCUAAGAUAGCUGAAGACAGUUUUGGACAAGGGUUUUAAACUGUAAAGAAACUAGGACACUUUGUAUCUGUCCAUUUGAAUUCUUAAAACCUGGAAUAAAGAAAUUUAAUAUCAUCAAUUCAAACGAUUGGUGUGUUGUUAUUGUUAUACAUAUCACAAUAAUGAAUAAAAAUAUAAACCUUGA